AUGUGUAGCUCGUGGAAAACGUUGCCGUCAAGUCUUCGAUGGCUGCUUCCUGCGGCCGUCGCGGUGCUGAUUGUGUGGAUAUUCAGUGGGUUUGCGCUUAAUUCCAUGGGGCUCGUCACCCUGCCUGUUUCGUAUUGGAUUCAGUACAACACGAGCUUUUUCAUCAUGCUCGCGAGCCUCGGACGGUGCAUGGCUGCGCGAGUGACCAUUGACAGCACCAAGCAUAUCCAAUGUGAAGAGUCCAUUGAACUGAAGUACAACGGCGAAAAGCGGCACUGCCGCAAAUGCGAAGUGCCCAAGCCCGACCGGACGCACCAUUGCAGCGCGUGCAGGUCGUGCAUUGCCAAGAUGGAUCACCACUGUGUGUUCCUCAACAAAUGCAUUGGGCUCGAAAACUACAAGUUCUUUGUCCUGUUUCUGUGGUGGAGUGCGUUUGUUAGUUUGGAAACGGCAUUCUUGAUCUGGAAAUUCGUCUUCGCCAAAGCAAUCGACCUCCUCGCCCAGGACAUUGCGGCCAGUUCGUUCCAGUUUACGGCAUCGCAUACCCAGGUAGUUCACUUGGUUUUCCCAUUUCUAUCGACGUCGGUCGCUCGAACCUCCUAGAUUGUACUCGUUGGCUUUAGCAGCGCCUGCGUCGGGCUCGCCCUCCUCGUCUUCUUCGGGAUGCACCUCUUUCUGUGCAUGUGCAACCUCACCACGCUCGAAUACUGCGAAAAACGGGGCACGAUCGGAUUCGUCAACUAUUACGACAUCGGCAUCCCAUCCAACUUGCACCAAGUGUUUGGCUCGUGGGAUCUCGCGUUCGUUCCAUUGUAUCCGCCCCACAUGGACGCCCUGCGUCGGCAGUUCCCAGUCAACACCAACAAAUUCGACUAACUCCUAACGUUGUUGCUGCCUUGCCAGCAUUCGAUCAAAGACUGAACUAAGGUGCUCUUCUUCGUCCAG
This is a messenger RNA of Aphanomyces invadans, 945 nucleotides long. RefSeq lists its product as hypothetical. Gene Ontology annotation, molecular function: protein-cysteine S-palmitoyltransferase activity. Lineage: Eukaryota; Oomycota; Saprolegniomycetes; Saprolegniales; Verrucalvaceae. The transcript is spliced from 2 exons. The record is from RefSeq and is a predicted model, not a curated record. The coding region runs from base 1 to 603 and encodes 200 amino acids. Gene Ontology annotation, cellular component: Golgi apparatus; endoplasmic reticulum. Gene Ontology annotation, biological process: peptidyl-L-cysteine S-palmitoylation; protein targeting to membrane.